GAGCCACCUACAGAUGGCACAGUCGUCGCUGGUGACGUAGACUUGUAAACAAAAAUGACAGACUUGAACAGAGAGCUGCAGGAAUAUCUGUCUCGGAGUGAUGCCAAAUCGGACUCCAAGGUGCCGCUACUGCCGACCACCAUCACCGACAUCAAGAUCCCCAAGUUGAGCUCCUGGUUCACACGAAAUGGCACUGCGGGGAGCCAAGACGAGGAGACGGGGUCGGCUUCUUCGUGGUCUUCGUCAGCACAGUCGGACCCUUGUCUGCCCAGUCUGGGCAGAAAACAGAGGAUUUUAGGCUUCUUGGGCUGUGUAGUGAUGGGCUUAAUUUGCUUCUCACUGGCAGCAAUGUAUUUUCCACUCCUGGUAUUCAAGGCUCGCAAGUUUGCCCUGCUCUUCACAUUAGGCAGCUUGUUCUCUGUUUUAAGUUUCUCUUUCCUUUGGGGUCCAAUAAAUCACCUAAAACAUCUGUUUUCUUCAGAACGACUGAUGUUUACAUCUGUUUACUUUAUCUCAUUGUUUGCAACACUCUACUUUGCACUCAGUUUGCAGUCAACACUUUUUACCUCCAUAGCUGCUAUCAUACAACUGGUGGCACUACUGUGUUUUGUUGUCAGUAAUAUACCUGGAGGACAGACUGGGCUCAAGUUUUUCUCCAGCAUAUGCUCUUCCAUGGUAAAAACUACAGUCUCCAAAGCUCUUCCAGUGUAGUUCUCUCCAAAUUUUUACUUUCUACUUUUUAUUGUAUAUGUACCUAAAUUGUUAUGAAUAUAUGUAUAGUGAAAAUACAGUUUGAGGUGAUUACUAUGUCCUCUCUUAUGCUUUUUACACUGCUUGUAAGAAUUAUCUGUACAGUAUAGUUUUAACAGUUGAGGGGGGUAGUCAUUCUCGGUACUGUAUAUAAGAUCUUUCAAUUUAUUUCCUGUCCCAAAUGGUAAAUUUAGUACAUAAGAAAACAACUUUGUAUUUAUAUGUGUUGAGUUGCCAUAUUUUCUUUGAUUUCUACAACCAUCAUAAUUACUCACUGGGAAGCAUCAUCAAUAGGAAAUACUUCAUUCUAAAUUUGUUAUGCAUAACAGAUUUUUUUGAACUCAAAUCAUCAAAUUGGUCUCUUUGUGCAAAGCUAAACCAGUGUUUUAACUACUUAAUCCUUAUUUUUCUUACCAAACAUGAAAUUUUCCAAUAACUUUAAACAAGAAAUUAACCUCUCUUCUGCAGACGAUGAGUCACAAUAACGUGGCUGAAGAUAUGAUGACCAAGCCACACGCCAGAAAACGGAGAAAUGAUGACAUUUCGAUCCGUCAAAUACAUACGACUUGAUAGUGGUCCAGGACAGACUGAAACAUUGUCGUUUCUUCAUUCUCUGGUGUGUGGUUUGGUCGUCAUAGGCUCUCUUCUGAUCCAUGUCAGUGGGUUUUUCUACUUCCUCUUUCUACUACUGUACUUUGUUUCAUUGUUAUUGGCCCUUCCAUUCCUAGAGAUCGUCAUGAGGUGAGUGAUUUUGAGUCCCUUUCCUGUUGAAAAAUAAUUAUUAGCAUAACUCGUAAUCAGAAUCUUGUACAUUCAUGUGUGCAGCAAGUUCAUCCAGUCAUUCCAGUUUUCUUGUUUAUAUAUAUAUAUACAGUAAAUUAUCUAAAUUCUUCACACACCACUGUCAUCGAUUAUCUUUUCUCAGGUCUUUGUUUUCCUAUUUAUAUAUAAAGGCUAAACACAAAAUGCUAUUUUCCCUUGUAAAACUGAAUGUUAAAUUAUAAAUACGUACUGAUAUUUAUAGACAGCCACUACCAACUACUGGCUGUACAAGAAUGUAAGAACUUUUGUAUAUAUAAAUAAAAAAUAAUAAUCUUCAUGUUUCAUACUUCUAUUAAAAUAUUGACAUUACUCAUUGAAAUAUUCAAGUUUGAUUUUUCAUGGUAAAAUAUUCAGAAGAUAUUAUGCAGGUUCAGUUUUUAUCUGAUAAUGUUGUAUAUUUAUGACAAAAGUGCACACAUUACUUUUGCGACACAUAAGUGUUCAUUAGUAAUGUUUAUCGUGCAUGUUGUUUUGCUCUAUAGUACAGUAUAUCAUUAAAACUUAAUAUUACAAGCAUAAACAACAAUAUCCAACAUAUUCAGUUGUACAGUAUUACAAAAUGUACAGAAAAUAUUUUGUAAAACACAAUCUUUUUGAAUUAGAAGCAAUAGAAAAUGUAUACAAAGAGAAUUUUUAUAUUGUUGUCUUUGUAAUAUAACAGUAGCAAGUCAAAAUUAUUAUGUACAGUACUAUAUAUAUAGCCAUUACAUUAACAUUAUAGGUAUUUCACAUGUUAGAAUUCAGUUACCUUGUCAGACAACACAGUUGCUUUAUUCAAGAAGCCUUGGGGCAUACUGAAUCUCAUCUAUACAGUGGACCAUUAUACGACACAAAUUUAUACAGAGCAUUUUUGCCAUAUAAUGGUUUUUAUUUACUGACUAAUAAUUUAAAAUGCCUGCAUUAUUAUUAUAUAAACACACUCAUGGCAUGUUCACCUGUCCACUCUAGCAGACAACCAUGAUUUGGCUCCCUCCUAACACCCAUCAGAUCUCUCGUCAUUCACACACCCUUAUCAUACCCACUGUCAAGAACAUAAAACUACAUUAUAUAAGGAUUGCCUAUACUUUAUGCUGGACUUGGUGUAAAAUAAGAAUGGUAUGGGCUCUUUGUCAAGUCAUUAACAAAUAUUGAAUAGAAACUUUUGAAUGUCAUUAGCAGUUUAAAUGCUAAGAGCUUGAUUUUAAGACCACAUCUAGGUUUAGUAUUUUUUUUAAGUAAACUUUUUGCAUAAAAUUUACUGCAGGAUGUGUUUGUGUGCGUGUGUUUAGUGUAUGUGUCCGUGUGCAUUGAUAAAUACAUGAAGGGGAAUUAUUUAAUUUGAUCAGUGUUAGUGCUAAAAAUAAGAAUAAAAAACAUUCAAUAAGCUUUUAUAAAUUUAAUAAGUGCUGCCGAGCUCAUUAUCCAAACAUAUGCAUUCGCUGGUUUGUUAUAAGAGUGAAAAAAAGUUCCUUAGCCUAAUACAAUUAUUCAAAAGAACAGGAUACUGUAUUAGAUAUUCUAGUAUUAUGUAAGUUUUAAUUAUGCCCACCUAGACUAUUUUUAUCUCUUUAGUUUUCCCUUCUCUCAAACCAUGUUAUUGUAUACAAAAUAACAAUAUUUAUGCAGAUGAGGAGUGACAAUAACAUGGCUGAAAAAUGUUGGCCAGACCACACACUAGAAAGUGAAGAGACGACGAUGUUUCGGUCCGUCCUGGACCAUUAUCAAGUCAAUCGUGAAACGUCGUCGUCUCUUCAUUUUCUAGUGUGUGGUUUGGUUAACAAUAUUUAUAUUUGUCUCAAUUCAUGGGAGGGGUAUGAUUAAUACUUGUAUGUCAUGUUAAAAGUUGGAUAAAUGUUGUCAAAGUCCAAUACAAUUGACAAAGAGGAGGAGGAGGGCAUGUUAAAACAAAGCCUCUUCUGAAAUCCUAGAUUUGCUGUACCACUGUAAAGCAUUUAAAACAUAUUCAUUCGUGUUAGCUGAAUGUGUAUUGUCUGGAAGAAAUUGGAUGGAGUUGUCAUUUCACCAGUGUGAAACUCUUUCCUUAUCAUAAUUGUCGAUGAUUAAAUUUAAGCAUCAUGCUUACCAAUAAGAAUUAUGCAUGUAAAAAAAAUGUACAAUUAAGUUUGCUGUCUUACUUAGAAAUAUUGUAGAAACCAUGUCAUGCAUUUGUUCGAGUAAAAAAAAAGUGUUGAAACAACACAUUUAUGGUGGAUGACAGGGAAAGUUAGCAUCAGAAUAUAAUGGUUCAUUUUGGGAAUGUAAUAUCUUGCACCCAAAAACUUGAAAAGUUGUAUUUAUAUAGUUCAUGGGAAUUUUUAGUUUAUACAUUCUACUGUUAGUUGAUAUAUUCUUUAAUUGUUCAUAUACAGUACUGUGGAUGGAAACCAAAAAUGUAAGUAUUUAUAAUGUUUUAUAUUGUGUAUGACAAUCUCUUGAUCACUUCAGUAAAUGUAUCACAUUUUCAAUAAGAGUUCUUCUGGUAUUGUAAUCUUUACCCCAUAUAUUUAUAUUUAUUAUUAUUGCCAAUAUAUAAUUUUUUAUGACCAAUAAAUAAUUCUUAUGAUUACCCUAUCAAAUACUGUAGUCUUAAUUUGUGGUUACCCUUGAAACCUAAAGGACUUCUAUACCAACACGGUCAUGUACUUUAUCUCCCCCCCCCCCCAACUCAAAACGAAUAAAAGGGUAAGAUUUGCUGUCUUCACUACAAUCGGAUAAUGUAUGUGGAGAUCAGGAUUUUUUGAUGGUUAAGUAAUGGAAAGAUAUCAAUGAAUUUAUAUACAGCAUUUAAGAUGCACUGUAUUAUGCUUGCUCAGCUCUAUAAAUGAUGGAGAGCAGUACAAGAAGCUUACUCACUCAAGGAAGCAAGGUGCUCAACCCAUGUUAGAAAGGGGGGGGGAGCUUAGAUCCAUGGAAAUAAGGUGCUUGAAACCCCUGGAAGAAAGGUGCUUGAACCCAUGUGCAGUUAAACUGCAAAAGAUAAAGUAAAAUAUUUGUUGAGGUCUAAAACCUUUUGGGCCCUCUGUAAUAAGCUUGUGCAGGAUGAGUAUGGAGAGCACAAAAGACUAGCUGCCAGCAGUGGACAAUAAUUUUUUUAUAAAUGCAGUAAUGAUAUUCCAGCCUAAUUUUGGCAAUUAUUAUACCCCUACUGAAUGCUUUUUGCUAGGCAAAUGUAUAGUUUUCAACUCUAUAGUUUCCCGAGUUUACCUAAGAGCCACUAACACUAGUGGCCUCGACGAGGACAGGAAGCUGGCAACUUGUCGAAGGUACCCCCAUUUGCCUUGAUCUCUUCCAGCUGUACCUUAAAAGUUAACAGUUUUGCCAUUCACCGCUUUGGCGAGUAGGCAGUUCCAUAUGUUAAUCUUUACUUGCUUCUUCAAGUAGUGCACCUUUAAAAAUUUUUGGAUACCUAGAUUAAGACUGAUUACAUAAUUGUUACAUGCAUAUUAAUUUACCUGCCUUGUUAGUUUUGUCAUGCUGGGUAAUACAUAUGAGUCAGUAGCCAUACAAAGGGGCUACUGACUCAUAUGGUAAAACUUGUUUUGUACGUUAUAUUAUUUACAAUUGAUGUUUUGAUAUUUCGAUGGAAACCAGCAACUUUGUCUUAGCUUGCUAGAAACGCUAGCCAUGUUUCCCUACAGGGACAAAUUCAGGGAAUUUCCAUCUGUAAGAUAAGAUAAGCAACUUUUGAGAGGAACAUUUCAUCCUUCAUCUUGUCAUGUAGUUUAGCUUCUGUUGCAGUUUUUUCUCUGUCCAGAAACGUUGGUCAGCUUAUUAACCAAUCAGCAAGCAUACUUUAGUCUUCAACAUGAUUCAUAACAAAAGUAAACUUAAUGAAUAUACACUGAGAAGUUGGCUUACACUUCUCGAUAUAUAACUUCGAUUCAUAGAGCAAAGCUCUAAUAUCAAAAUUUGAUUUAUCCAGUCUAUAUAUUUGUCAGUUUAAAUCAUUUUGAAUUUUAAAAAUUGUUUUCUCAUCAUUAUGUAUAUUACAAUUAUGUUCUGUGUUAUUCAUAGACUAUGCAAAUCACUUUAAUGUUACUGUAUAUAUAUAUAUAGCUUAUGUGAGUCAUCAUUGUAAUUUCAUGCAAUAUGUUUUGCUUAUAUAAUUCUUACAACUAAUUGCAAGCUAAAGAUUUUGUACUGUUAUACACCUGUUCAACUGUUCAAUCCAGUUAUGACUGUAAUGAUGUGUAUGAAUCAGUUACAAAUAAAAAUCAAUCAAUC
This is a messenger RNA of Procambarus clarkii (red swamp crayfish), 5775 nucleotides long. RefSeq lists its product as uncharacterized. The record is from RefSeq and is a predicted model, not a curated record. Gene Ontology annotation, biological process: vesicle-mediated transport. Gene Ontology annotation, cellular component: membrane. NCBI's taxonomy places the organism in Eukaryota, Metazoa, Arthropoda, Malacostraca, Decapoda, Cambaridae.